AGCGCAAAAAUAACAACACAAGUGGCCGAUUAAACGAUAGUUCGCGAUUGUUGGCGCAGUGUAAACAAGUGACGGAGGUGUUGAUGUCGAUUAAAGUGCAAAAAAAAUGCAAAAAAUCGCAAUUAAGUGUCAAUGAAUGGAUGCCAUAAAAAUUUAUAAUCAAAAGAUUGUCCCCCAAAGUAGUUCCAAGUCUAAAGUACGUGCGAAGAAUCGUCGAUAAGUGAUAUCAUCAUUGAAGAACUCUCGAUUUGUGUCACACGAAACGUUUAUAUCUAUAACCAUUGCUGAAAAGAAGAAGAAAAGUAACCACCUGUAGUAUUCAUAUACGAAAAAAAAAAUAUUUAUAUAAGGAUCUUUAUAUACAAUAAGCAACUUAAAUAAGGCCAAUAAGGGAGAAAUUUCGACAUGUCAAACAUAUUAGCAACAAUAAAAAAGUCAACAAUUUGCCACUUGACUUUAGCAAUUUCGUACUUCACGUCAGGACUGAUAAUAAAUGUGGCACAAUGCAUUCUCUUUAUCUGCGUCAAGCCAUUUAACGUAAAAUUGUACAGAUAUUUGAUGUAUUAUCUCUGCUAUUCCUUUUACUGUCAGUUGGUAUUUAUCGCUGAUUGGUGGGCCGGAUGUAAAAUUAAGAUUUAUAUAAGCAAAGAGGAUUUGGCGACGUGCGGCAAAGAACACGGUCUCCUCCUCAUGAACCAUUUCUACGAAGUCGAUUGGCUCCUUGGAUGGGUCUUUUGUGAUAAAAUUGGCGUUUUAGGGAAUUGCAAGGCGUACGCGAAGAAAGCCAUCCAGUACAUUCCCACGAUUGGAUGGGCAUGGAAAUUCGCGGAAUUUGUCUUUUUGGAACGGAAUUUGCAGAAAGAUCGCGAAAUUAUCGGAAAACAAAUCCGAAAAAUUUUGGCGUAUCCACAUGCGGUCUGGCUUUUGCUAAAUGCUGAGGGAACUCGUUUCACUAAAACCAAACACGAAGCAUCCGUUAAAUUCGCCGAGGAACGUGGAAUGACUCCUUUGCAGUAUCAUUUGAUCCCGAGAACGAAGGGAUUUACCGUGAGUCUCCCAUAUUUGAAGGAAAAUUGUCCAAAUGUGUACGAUAUUAACCUCGCUAUCACCGAUGAUCAAGUUGAAAAAGCGACAAUUUCGAAUCUUUUGAAGGGAGAAGGUGUCGAAGCUCACAUGUACGUUCAACGUUACGACACAAAAUCCAUCCCCGAUGGCGAAGAAGCAGCUGCGGAAUGGUUGCAGGAGCUUUUCCGUCACAAAGAUCGCAUGCAACAGAAUUUCCACAAACAUGGAAGCUUCUUCCAUGGCUUAGAUAUCGCACCAAUUGAGCCUAUUACCUUCGAGCCACGUCUCGCAUGUCUUUUGAACACCGCUGGAUGGACCUUGACGACACUUUCCGUCAUGUUGUACUACUUAGGACUCUUGUUGCUGAGUGGGCGCUUGAUACCAUUCUCCAUUGGUAUCGGACUGCUUGGUCUUUUCUACUGGUUGCUAAACAAGUCAAUCUCCUACUCAAAAAUCGAAAAAGGCUCAUCGUAUGGCAGCAAAGUAUCCACUCCCAUCAACGGCAACAGUCGCCACGAGAAAAACCACAACAACGGAAAUUACGUGAAAAAGGACGAUUAAUAUUAUCUGCAACAACAAGCAAAAAUUAUCAUUGAUGACGUAACUCUGUCCCACAGAAAAUCACACAAAAAUCGACAAAAACUUGUAAAUGUGUGUCCAAGUACAAACAAUAAUAAUUAUUAUUACAUUUGAAAAAAAAAUCGGAAAAAAUCGUAGAAAUCGAACAAAAAAAUUAGGAACAAUAUUUUUGCAACAAAAACACUCGUAGACGAUAAUUUAGAAAUUUCUUUUGUAGCUUGUAAGUUUUCUUAUUAAAUUUUUUCCUGUCUUUGUCUCAAAAAAAUUUUUUAAUAAUUUUUUUUUUCGUACUAAAAAUUGCCAAAAAAUGCAGAAUAAUUUUUUUUUUUCGAAAAACCGCCUAAAAAUGUAAAUAUAAGCCGAUCUCGAUCAGAUACGACGCCAAAUUUUCAGAAACUAAAUAAAAAAAAUAUAUUUUAAGAGCAACUCUUCACUAUAUCCUACCGUGGCUAUACUUGUUGUAACUACUUAUUAUAUUCUUUAUACUCUAUUUAAAAAAUAUAUAUAAAAUGUUGUUUCUAAGAUGAUGAAAAAAAUAAUUAGGAAAACAAAUUUCACUGUUUUUUGAUAAGAAAAAAAAAUAAACGAAAAAAAAAUUUUAUGAGCCGUUGUCAUUGCAAUAAAAAAAAACACAAAAAGUUAGUUAUUAGUUGUCUGUUUUUAAUAAAAGCGCAAAUUUUUAUCAUUAUAUUAUUAUUGUAUGUUAUAAACUUCAAAAUAUUAUAAAAAGGCCCUAUUUUAAACAUACUCAUAAUGUUUAACUGAAAAAAAAUACUGUUAAAGCUGUGAAUUUUUUACACUUUUAUAUGCU
Culicoides brevitarsis is the source of this 2455-nucleotide messenger RNA. RefSeq names its product 1-acyl-sn-glycerol-3-phosphate acyltransferase gamma-like. The record is from RefSeq and is a predicted model, not a curated record. Gene Ontology annotation, molecular function: 1-acylglycerol-3-phosphate O-acyltransferase activity. Gene Ontology annotation, cellular component: endomembrane system. Bases 406 to 1626 code for a protein of 406 amino acids. NCBI's taxonomy places the organism in Eukaryota, Metazoa, Arthropoda, Insecta, Diptera, Ceratopogonidae. The transcript is spliced from 6 exons.